Molecule: messenger RNA, 1625 nt
Organism: Talaromyces proteolyticus
Lineage: Eukaryota; Fungi; Ascomycota; Eurotiomycetes; Eurotiales; Trichocomaceae
Product: putative sphingolipid desaturase
Exons: 3
Coding region: 186-1439 (417 amino acids)
Biological process (GO): ceramide biosynthetic process
Cellular component (GO): membrane
Molecular function (GO): sphingolipid delta-4 desaturase activity
Source: RefSeq, a predicted model, not a curated record
UGGAUUGUAACUAAGCCAUACAUAACAACAGUAGCCCCACGUGGAGACUCAGAGAUCCGGUGCCGAGCUCAAGGCUUCUCAAUAUUUAUCAACUUCCGAUGUAGCCCUCCUACGUUGCCGACAAACAUACAACGCUCUGUUCAUAUGGGGCUUGCUUUGAUUUAGCAUUCUAUAUUGUCGUCUUCAUGGCAUCAGUCACAUCAACCUCUACCCCCAUCCGCAGGGCGGCUAUCCAUCCUGCAAAGGGGGGAGAACAAUCGGUCAGAGCACCACCACCAGGGUCUUCUUCUGUUGAUCAUUUUUUUUGGACGUACACUGAAGAGCCUCAUCGAUCACGACGUCAAGCAAUUAUAAAAGCUCAUCCAGAGGUUACCAAGCUAUGCGGUCCGGAGCCUCUCACGAAAUACCUCGUUUUCGCUGUUGUAUCCCUCCAAAUAACCUGCGCUUACCUACUUCGUGACACCCCCAUGCUCUCAUGGAAAUUCCUUCUCACCGCAUAUGUGAUCGGAGCCACCUCCAACCAAAAUCUCUUCCUUGCCAUUCAUGAGAUUUCUCAUAAUCUGGCCUUCCGGUCGGCGUUUGCAAACCGUAUACUUGCUAUUUUCGCCAAUAUUCCAAUUGGCCUGCCAUAUAGUGCCGCAUUUCGGCCUUAUCACCUUACGCACCACAAAUCUCUCGGAGUAGCGGGUCUCGACACGGAUCUGCCUACAGCCUUCGAGGCUUUCCUUCUCGACUCUUUACUCGGAAAGGCAUUUUUCUGCACUUUCCAGAUCUUUUUCUACGCCCUCCGUCCCAUGUUUAUAUACAGUCCGCCAUUUACAUCAAUCCACGUAUUGAACCUCAUCACCCAGCUUUCUUUUGACUAUGCUCUCGUCCGUUUGUGUGGAGGUUCACUGCAACCCUUAUUUUAUCUUCUAUGGAGCUCCUUCCUUGCGGGCUCGUUGCAUCCGUGCGCCGGGCAUUUCAUUGCCGAACAUUACUUCUUCUCAGAGAUCAAAAAUGGUGGUACGGAAUCAAUUACAGAACUCAAACAGAACAAAAACACUACGAAAGAGGAGAAAAGUCCUCUCGAUUCUCUCGCCCCUCCGGAAACAUACUCCUAUUACGGCCCUCUCAACAUCCUGACAUACAAUGUUGGUUUACACAACGAACACCACGACUUUCCUGCAAUCCCAUGGACCCGGUUACCAGAGGUUCACCGCAUUGCCCGUGAAUUCUAUGAACCGCUUCCCUGUCACCGAAGCUGGGUUUGGGUUAUUUGGGCUUUUGUCUUGGAUAAAAAUGUCGGUCUAUGGUGUCGCGUGAAAAGGGCCCAAGGUGGAAGAGUUGUUGGUGGGCUAUCCAAGAGGUCUGGCCGUGCUGGAGAGGGUAUUUCAGCUGAAUCUGUCAAGGACGGUGAGGAAGAUGGUGGAUGGAAGGAGAGCGAAAUCCAAAACUAGCUUUUUUUGCCGAGCAUAGAUUACGUCAGGAGCUCUAGUGCUAAGAGAGCGUAAAUGCUUUCGAGCUACGGAUUCCUUCAUGUUUCCAAUGUCUUGUAGCAGAAAUAGAUGACAAUGUACAUAGCAAAAUAGAACAUAUUGUGUCUUGCUCCUGAUGGCUAAGUCGAUCGCUGGCUGGCCAGGACG